This is a messenger RNA of Priapulus caudatus, 1642 nucleotides long. Its product is annotated as transmembrane protein 56-B-like. The record is from RefSeq and is a predicted model, not a curated record. Gene Ontology annotation, cellular component: membrane; endoplasmic reticulum. Lineage: Eukaryota; Metazoa; Priapulida; Priapulimorpha; Priapulimorphida; Priapulidae. The transcript has 7 exons. Bases 51 to 890 code for a protein of 279 amino acids. Gene Ontology annotation, biological process: lipid homeostasis.
GAUACAAGAUACAAGAUACAACCUAUCCUGGCCUUUAUAUCUGUGGCAAUAUGGAGGCUGCUUCUGUCAUGGAUGUGAUUUCCCAGAAGCAGGCAUUCAUCAUCUGUACAGCUAGCUUCGCAUUUUGCCUGCUUCUUCAGUAUGUGGUUAACCCUAUGCUAACGUCAGCAUUUAUGCCAAAGUAUAAGCUGCUAUGCUAUUCUGACAAGCUUGACUGGAAUUCUAGGGUUACGUCAACCAUACAUGCAAUAAUCAUCACCGUGAAUUGUCUUUAUGUCGUUAUAGAACCAGCUGUAUGGAUGAAUCCAGCCAUGGAGUAUUCCAGAGUGCUGAUCGCCAUGUGUUUGAUAUGUAUAGGAUAUAUAUUGGCAGAUACCUUAGUAAUUUUUAUGCAUUGGCACUACAUUGGCAGCAUACCUUUUCUUGUUCAUCAUGCAGCCACUACCACUGCAUGUGCUGUUACUGUGAUAACUAGUUGGUGGACAUGGUUCACAGCACUGAGGUUACUUGCCGAGUUUUCAACAACCUUCGUGAAUCUGAGGUGGUUUCUACAAAAGUUGGAUAUACCCAAAACUUCACGUAUUGCCGUUUGGAAUGGUCUAACGCUUGUCGCUUCUUUCUUCGCCUGCCGUAUUAUGUUGAUACCUGUCUACUGGUUGAGCGUCUACAAUCUCAUAUACUCUCCAACCUGGUUGUUGCUUAACUGGUGGAAGUACUUUGGUAUUGCCUGUCCGAUUUUCUUGGACACUCUCAAUAUAUACUGGUUUGGAAAGUUGGUGCGUGGUGCUGUCGAGAUUCUAUGGCUGCGCAAAGGAAAUACCUCGCGGUACAAUGCAGGUUAUGCAAGCAAGUUAAAGAUGUGUGAAGGAGAUACUAAAAAGGAUGCUUAAUGUAGACCUAGUUGUUGUUUUUUUCUGCGCGAGUACCAGAACAACUGCCGUGAAUGAGGUUGCUCAAACAUUUAUGCCUAAACUUGCGUGAAUUUUUAGUAGUCUAAUUAUAUGUAGUUCACUGAAGAUAUCUGAUGUACAAAAUAGUCAUAGGAAUAUCGGUAUUCUGAAAGAAAUCUUUAUGCAUAAAUCAUUACUGGGUAAUGAUACAUUUAAAGUCAUGGAAUCUAUGAGGUUUAUAAUAUUUUUAUAAUAAGUUGUACAUAUUCAUGGCAUCAUAUGUAAAUUUGUUACAAGAUUGGAAUAGACAUUAAUGGUCUGAUAGGUAAAAUCACGAGAUAUAAUGUUAAGUAUUUUAUAGUCAUGUUCAGUGUACACAGGGUAGAGAAAGGGUAAAGUUGAGCACUAUUAUAUAAAUCGAUUUAUUUGGGAAUUUUUGUAAGGUAGUCCAUGUUUUCCCAUGCUUCACAAAACAAGUGGUUUUUGAUGAACCGAUAUAAAUGUUUUAAUGAACACAAUGUGAUGGUGUUUUUUUAUUGUCGUAUAAUAUCAGAAUGUCUAGCAUUGAUCAGUGAAGAGGGUGGAUUUACAAGAAUUGUGGUUAUUGUUCGUUUCAUGUUUUGUUACUUAGAUUACGUGCUUUUGAAAUGGUGUGUUAUAAAUCAAUAAAUUUGUUGAUGUCAUUAAAAUGACAUUUGGUUUAUGAGAAUAUUGAUAUGUUACAAUAAAUUUAUUGUUGUAUUUUUGAAACA